UUGCCUUUAGUCCAAAGUCUUAGUCUGUUAAGGCUGCUAUAACAAAAAUACCAUAGACUGGGUAGCUUAUCAAUGACAGAAAUUUAUUUGUGACAGUUCUGAAGGCUGGGAAGUGGGAGUCAAAGCACUGGGAGGUUCUGUGUCCAGCAAGAGCCCACUUCCUGUUUCAAAGAUGGCCACCUUCGCACAUGGCAGAGGGGGUGAGAGAGCUCUCUGGGUUUCUUUUAUAAAAGCACUAACCCCUUUUCUGAGGGCCCCACCCUCAUGACCGAAUCUCCUCUCCAAGGCCUUACCUGCUAACACGAGGAAGCCCUGAACAGACCUGGGGCCUCUACCCAAGCCUGAGCACAUGGGAGGAGUCUGGUACCAGGUAUGAAAACUCUCUCCAGGACAAGUAUGUGCACUGUCACACCACGCGCACACAUGCACGGAAACUGUGGUGACUGCUUCCUCUUUCAGCCUGAGAGCUGCAAACAUAUCCUCAUGGCGGGCCCAGAGGGACAUGGAGGUGAUGGGGUCCUGCGGCCUUUCUGCAAUAAGCCACCAGAGAGUCAGCCACAUGUAUUCUCUCUCUUUCCAUGGAUGCAUCUCCUCUUCCUGCUCAUGGGACUAGGAGCCUCUGGAAAGAACUCAGCCCCUACAGUGGUGACAGGGAUUGUAGGAGGUUCAGUGACUCUCUCCCUGAACAUUUCAGUAGAAACAGAGAUUGAACAUAUCACCUGGACUUGUUCCCAGAAAGCUCUUGCUUUUGCAAAGCCAGAAGGACUUGCUAUCCUUCUGGACAAAAACUACGAGGGCCGACUGAACUGGAGCUGGAGGUACUUGUCUGUCAACAACCUGACCCUGGAAGAUGCGGGAUCCUACAAAGCCCAGAUAAACCAAAAUAAUUAUAAAGUCACCACGUACAAGGAAUUCACCCUGAAUAUCUAUGAGCAGCUGCAGAAGCCCCGAGUCACCAUGAAGUCCGUGAACAUGUCUGAGAACGGCACCUGUAACAUUACUUUGAAUUGCUCCGUGGAUGGGAUGGGGAAAGGUGUUCUGUACACCUGGACCCUGGGGGACAACCAUGCAUCUGAGUCCUUUGGGGGCUCCACUCUCACCGUCUCCUGGAUGCCCUGUGAUCCAGACCUGCUGUACACCUGCACAGCCAGGAACCCAGUCAGCCAGAGCAGCUCCCAUCCUGUCCAUGUCCAGCAGUUCUGUACAGAUCCAGGAGCCUCCAGAGGAAGACCAAUGGGGGAAACGGUGGUGGGGAUACUGGGGGAGGCAGUGACACUGCCCCUGGAACAUCCAUCCAGUCAUCCCAUAGAGAACGUUGUCUGGAUCUUUAACACGUCUAUUAUCAGCAACAAGCAGGAAGAGGCGGCAACAGCUGAUCCACUCAUUAAGUCCAAGGAUCCCGACAGGAACACGGUGUGGGUCUCCAACCAGGACUACUCCCUGAAAAUUGGCCAGACGAAGAUGGAGGACGCCGGCCCCUACCACGCCUAUGCGUGCUCAAAUGCCUCUGGAGUCAUCAGCACAAAACAUGUCACCCUGCUCAUCUACAGGAGGCUGCAGGAGCCGAAAGUCACCUGGAGCCACACCCUCGCUGAGGACGGCAGCUGCAGGGUCACCCUAGUAUGCUCAGUGGAUGACCCUGGGCACAAUGUGACCUACAGGUGGACUUUCCUGCAGAAUAGAGCUGUCACAUCUCAUGAGGGAUCUCACCUCACUGUCUUCUGGAGAAGGAAUGAAAAUCAACCCAACUUCACAUGCACUGCCAGCAACCCUGUCAGCAACAGCACCUGGCAGUUUCCUUCUGGGGACAUUUGUCCAGGGCAUGAAAGAAGCACGAAGCUUUGGAUCGGACUCUCCCUGAUGGUCCCCAUCCUUCUGUGCUUGGGGAUCUUCAGCUGGUGCACUUGGAAGCGAAAAAGACCACGUUUCUCAGGUUCAGCCCCAGCCUUCAGUUCCAGCCCAGCUGAGGCCCCAGCUCACACACCAGAGCCCGCUGCUGGCCACCAGCUCUGGGCCAUGCACUCCCCAACGUACCAGAAGCUGGAUACUCCCCCUCAGCCUGCCAGGCAACAGCCCCAGCCCCGCUCUGACAGCAGCUCUGACAGCGAUGAAACAACUGAGGAGGAGGAGGAAGAGGAGGGGAGGACGGAGAUGCGUAAGCCCGUCAGUGGCAGAGACCAGGUGUAUGACUUGGUCACUCAGGAGGACACAGGACAUGACUCGGCCUCUGAGGAGCAAGCAGAGGAUGAUCUCGCCACUCCGGGAGGCGGGGCAUCUGCAUCUGCGGGCACAGGGCACACAGUGUAUAUGCAAGUGAACUUCAACCUGCAGGAAAAGACAGCAGACCCUCAGAAUAAAGAAGAUACAACCACGAUCUACUGCUCCAUACAGAAACCUCAGAAGAUAGUGCGACCACCACAACAGAAUGAUCCUGAGUCUCCUGAAAUCCCUACCUACGAAAAUUUCACCUGAAAAGAAGAGCAGGAGGGACAGGGGCAGCUGGACCUUCGCACCAUCUUCUAAAUCAUUGCUAAAAUAAAUCCAACACUGACUGACAGAUCUAUGUAAACUCUGCCACUGCAGUAUUUUCUUUUAAGUAAAAGGAAAUAACUUAAA
Manis pentadactyla (Chinese pangolin) is the source of this 2616-nucleotide messenger RNA. It is a transcript of the gene LY9, whose product is annotated as lymphocyte antigen 9. The record is from RefSeq and is a predicted model, not a curated record. Gene Ontology annotation, cellular component: external side of plasma membrane. The transcript has 10 exons. NCBI's taxonomy places the organism in Eukaryota, Metazoa, Chordata, Mammalia, Pholidota, Manidae. Gene Ontology annotation, biological process: T cell activation. The coding region runs from base 373 to 2472 and encodes 699 amino acids.